Tuber aestivum (summer truffle) is the source of this 835-nucleotide messenger RNA. Lineage: Eukaryota; Fungi; Ascomycota; Pezizomycetes; Pezizales; Tuberaceae. The record is from the annotation of a GenBank genome assembly.
AGUUUCACUCCCGCAACCUUCUACCACAGUCAUGGCGUCCUCCUCCUCCUCCUCCUCCUCCUCCUCAAGCCCUACAACCCGCAUCAUGAACGAGCUGGUAAACUACCGAAAAGAGCCCAAUCCUGCGCUGGAAUCCCUAGGCCCCGUCUCGGAAGACGACCUCUUCCACUGGACCGCGGUGCUAAAAGGUGUAGAGGGGACCGCAUACGAGGGUGGCCGCUGGAAGAUCGAUAUCAAGAUUCCCGAAAAUUACCCACACAAAGCCCCUGAAAUGAAGUUUUUGACGAGCAUUUGUCACCCAAAUGUUCACCUCAAGGUCCCCCCCGCCCCACCCUCUGCCUGCGGGGCGCUGUUACUGAUAGUGUUUGGGGUAGACGGGGGAGAUUUGUUUAGAUUUGCUCAAAAAUAAUUGGUCCGCGGUGUGCUCAAUCUCGUUGACAUUAACGUCGGUGCAGCAGUUACUUGCCAGCCCUGAAUGGGAUUCUCCGCUUAAUGUGGACGCAGCGGCGGUUCUUAGGGCUGGGGAUACGGUUGGGUAUGAGAGUUUGGUGAGGGUUUGGAGUGUGCUGCAUGCCGGGAAGCCGCCGACUCUUGGGUAGGGAAGGGGAUUGCUUGCUGGCAAUUGAGAGGGAGAGCGGGGAUUGGAGGGAUGUACUGUAGUGGCGUUUAUUGCUGAAUAUGAAUACCGUAUACGUACCUUGUUUUGCGAGUUGGGGGCUGGGUUGGAUGUGCUUGCGGUGGUUUGGGAGAAUGGGGGCGUGUUGGCGAUAUGCUUGAUCUGGUAGAGCCAUCGCGUUGGAUAACUGUCCGUUCAAUGGUUUUCAACCUUAUUAUA